This is a messenger RNA of Sorex araneus (European shrew), 10656 nucleotides long. RefSeq names its product zinc finger protein 800 (gene ZNF800). Lineage: Eukaryota; Metazoa; Chordata; Mammalia; Eulipotyphla; Soricidae. The transcript is spliced from 6 exons. The coding region runs from base 749 to 2932 and encodes 727 amino acids. The record is from RefSeq and is a predicted model, not a curated record.
UCCCCGUCGCUGCCGGAGAGUGGCGGCUGCCCCCGCUGCCUCCCCGCUUCGCGGCGGUAGCUCGGGCGCGUCGGGGGAAAACGGAGCCCGCGAGACCGACCUAAUAAAGUUUCCCGAAACAGCAACUCCUGCCCCGCUCCCCGCCCAAAGCCCGAGGUCGGGCGGGGGGAAAGAGCCCCCCUCCCUCCCCGCUUCCCCGCCCCUCUCCCACAGCCGGAGGGACCGUUGCAGGUGGAGCGGCGCCGGGGGCGGGGGAGAGCCGGGCUCCGGCGGCCGCCGUAGCCCCGGCGAGCGGGGCGCCUCGGGUCCUGCCCGCCGCUUCGGUUCCGGCUCCUCGGGUGGCCGCGGCGGCGGCGGCGGCGGCGGCCGCUGCGGGGCGGUUCCUCCUGUCAACUGCCUGCGCCCGCGCGCCGCCCGCCCGCCCAGCGCCUCGGCGCGGAGGGACGCCGUGAGCCGCCGCCGCCGCCGCCGUCGCCGCGGGCCGCGGAGGGACGUGGUGAGCUGCGGCGCUUCCGCGUCGGCGCCGCCGGGGGACUCUUUGGGAGCGCGUCGGGCCCGAAGCCCCGGUUCCCUUUCGCGCGGUCACAGCCGCGGCUGCGCCAGGUGGGGCCGGAGCCGCCUCCCGCGCCGCGCCGCGCCGUGCCCCCGCCGGCCUUCCUUCCUGCCGCCCGCCCGCCCUCGGAGUUAACCCCGGCCGCGAUGAAGAGCUGCUUACACUGAAAGGAAAAGUAGGUCGCGCCCACUGAAAAUGCCUUUAAGGGACAAAUACUGUCAGACUGACCACCAUCACCACGGAUGCUGUGAACCAGUUUAUAUCCUGGAACCUGGAGAUGCUCCUUUGUUACAGCAACCACUACAGACUUCCAAAUCUGGUAUUCAACAAAUAAUUGAAUGCUUUCGAUCAGGAACCAAACAGCUUAAACAUAUUUUAUUAAAAGAUGUGGACACUAUUUUUGAGUGUAAAUUAUGCCGCAGUCUCUUCAGAGGAUUACCAAAUUUAAUUACCCAUAAGAAAUUCUACUGUCCACCGAGUCUCCAGAUGGAUGACAACCUUCCUGAUGUAAAUGAUAAACAAAGUCAAGCCAUAAGUGAUCUCCUGGAAGCCAUAUAUCCGAGUGUGGACAAACGAGAAUAUAUUAUUAGGCUAGAACCUAUAGAAACUAACCAGAAUGCUGUAUUUCAGUAUAUUUCAAGGACUGAUAAUCCUACUGAAGUUACAGAGUCAAGUAGUCCUCCUGAACAAGUUGAAGUUCAAAUACAGGAAACUGCUAGCACUGAACAGUCUAAAACAGCAUCAGUCCCAGAUACAGAGGUGGAGACUGUAGAGCCCCCUCCUGCUGAGAUUGUUGCAGAUGAAGUUGCACCUGCACCUGAUGAGCAACCUCAGGAAUCACAGGCUGACUUGGAUACUUCUGACAAUUCUGAUUUUGGUCACCAGUUGAUAUGCUGUCUUUGUAGAAAAGAAUUCAAUUCCAGACGAGGUGUUCGUCGUCACAUUCGGAAAGUACACAAGAAAAAGAUGGAAGAACUGAAAAAGUAUAUUGAAACACGAAAGAAUCCAAAUAAAUCUAAGGGACGCAAUAAGAAUGUUCUAAUUCCAUUAAGUCGGAGUUGUCCAGUAUGUUGUAAAUCAUUUGCUACAAAAGCGAAUGUAAGGAGGCAUUUUGAUGAAGUUCAUAGAGGACUAAGGAGAGAUUCAAUUACUCCUGAUAUAGCAACAAAGCCUGGGCAACCUUUGUUCCUGGAUUCUGUUUCUCCUAAAAAAUCUUUUAAGACUCGAAAACAAAAGUCGUCUUCAAAGGCUGAAUACAACUUAACUGCAUGCAAAUGCCUCCUUUGCAAGAGGAAAUAUAGUUCGCAAAUAAUGCUUAAAAGACAUAUGCAAAUUGUCCACAAGAUAACUCUUUCUGGAACAAACUCUAAAAGAGAGAAAGGCCCUAAUAAUACUGCCAGCAGUUCAGAAAUAAAAGUUAAAGUUGAACCAGCAGAUUCUGUAGAAUCUUCACCCCCUUCCAUUACCCAUUCUCCACAGAAUGAAUUAAAGGGAACAAAUCAUUCAAAUGAAAAAAAGAACACACCGGCAGCACAGAAAAAUAAAGUUAAACAAGAUGCUGAAAGCCCUAAAUCAACUAGUCCGUCUGCUGCAGGUGGCCAGCAAAAAACCAGGAAACCAAAACUUUCAGCUGGCUUUGACUUUAAGCAACUUUACUGUAAACUUUGUAAACGUCAGUUUACUUCCAAACAGAACUUGACUAAACACAUUGAGUUGCACACAGAUGGGAAUAACAUUUAUGUUAAAUUCUACAAGUGUCCUCUUUGCACUUAUGAAACUCGUCGGAAACGAGAUGUGAUACGACAUAUAACUGUGGUUCAUAAAAAGUCAUCCCGCUAUCUUGGGAAAAUAACAGCCAGUUUAGAGAUCCGAGCUAUAAAAAAGCCCAUUGAUUUUGUUCUAAAUAAAGUGGCAAAAAGAGGCCCUUCGAGGGACGAAGCAAAACAUAGUGAUUCGAAACAUGAUGGCACUUCUAACUCUCCUAGUAAAAAGUAUGAAGUAGCUGACGUUGGUAUUGAAGUAAAAGUCACAAAAAACUUUUCUCUUCACAGAUGCAAUAAAUGUGGAAAGGCAUUUGCCAAAAAGACUUAUCUUGAACACCAUAAGAAAACACAUAAGGCAAAUGCUUCUAACUCACCUGAAGGAAACAAAACCAAAGGCCGAAGUACAAGAUCUAAGGCUCUUGUCUGCCUCGGGAAGCCGUCGCCCCGCAGCGCCGCCGCCCUGCGCCCGGCCGGCCCGGGGAGCCGCUGCCCGGCCGCGGGGGCCGUGACCACGCGCCAGGCCGCCGCCAGCUGCCGCGCCAAGCUCCGCGGCGGCGCCGCCCGGGAGCGCCAGCACGCCGCGCGGGGUCUGGGCAAGCCCUCGGCCGCCCCGUGAGCGCCACCUCCGCCCCGGCGACGUCCACUCCGCACCAGCGCUCAUCCUCGGGGUCGCCCAGCUCGCGCAGGACCCCCGCCCCGCGCCUCGCCUCGGACCCCGCGCCGCGCAGCCCCGCCCGCAGCAGGACCGCGUGCCUUAGGGCCGGCAGGUGCGGAGCACGGCCUCCCGGCCCGCUCGCGGUCCUUCUUCCUCCUGGCCGCCCCACCGAACCCGCCCCCGGAGACCCGCGCCGCGGGGCCAGGGCCAGCCCCUGCCCCCUCCGUGUAAUUGAUCGAGUUCCGUGUCCGUUUCUGCUAUGAAUUCUGCAAAGAAUGGCUCCGGGUUUGGUCAUCUCUGUCUCAAAUCCUAGCAUCCACAGGCGACCUCUGCUCCCCGACCUCCCACCCCUGCCUCACGCCCCAAUCCCCCGACCCCAGGUCUGCUCCCUCCUGCCAGAAGAUUGUUUAAAUAAUCGGACAGCCUCCCUGAGACUCUGCGGCAAUUGGCACAGCCCUGGGAGUUAAUAAUGCACAAUAUGAUGGAACUUGAACUCCAGCAUCCAGGCCCUUCUCGUAACUUUAUCUCCAGUACCCUUUCUUUCCCUCCAGAGUCAGUCCUUUAUCCCUGGGGCUGGUGUCCCGGGGAGAAUCCACUGUGGGCUUUGUGUGGAAUCCAUCCCCUCCCCCACUUUCUAGUACUGAGCACAGUAGGGCUGCUAGUGAAGGCCUGUGCCUGCGAGACACUGGAUUCCCCUAAGUUCCUAUGGCGGGCGCUUGGCAGCCCAGCUGAAAGUCCCUCAGAACCAGUCUCUGGUUCUUCCUCCCCCACCCUCCUCUCCUUUCUCAGGGGUGUGGGGGUGUCAGACUUGCAUCGUGGAUGGAGGCCUCCCACUCCCUGCUCACGAUUCCUGCCCAUUAUCCUUUGCAGAUGUUCUAAUAAAACGCCUACAAGUUGAACCCUGUCUUGGUGUCUGCUUCUGGGAGCAUCCAGACUAAGCUAUCAGACAUUCCAUUCUGAUCAUCAUCUUCCUUUUCAUUUGUAUCUAAUCCAUUAACCUCAUUCUCCCUCAAUGCUUAUUAGCCUCCCUCUCGGACUCCUUUCUUGUUUAAUCUAGAUGGCAUGGCCUAGCAAACCAUUCUCCCUGAAAUACUGUGCUCCAUUUCUUCCAGUUUGCUUUCCUGGCAAAAUCACAACUCUAGAUGAACCUUACCAUCUGCCUUCCACAUGCCUGGCCAGGCAGCUGGGCAUGUUCUGUUUGAGAAAAUGACAUAACCCAGCCCCUGGCCAAGAAUUCCGUAUUCGAUCUCAAACCUCAGAGUGGUGCUUCCCACCCCAUAAUCCCAGUCUCACAUCUAAAGCUACUUUAUAUGUGUUCCGCUCACUUCAGCAUUCACACUGUUCACAUUUCGCUAAGAAAAUAGAAGAGAUUGCACACAAAGGUCUUCAUCAUCCAUCCACAGAUCUCCCGCCUCCCCAUACCGCCACAGUGGUACCCUUCUUCUACAGCUUUUUCUCCUGUGUUCUGGAGCUUGUGCCCUCUCGCCUUCCACAGAUUUGUGUUCAGGUUUUCAUGUUCUCCCUCUCUGCUACAUCCCCUGGUCUCUCUGUUCAUUUCAAAUGAGUCACACUCAUGAGCUGCAAAUAGGCCUCAGGUCCCUCAUCUUAACCAAAUCUGCCUUGCUGCAAAUCUCCAUCUCUGCACUUCCAUGCCAGCCUUCUUUAUGGAGUCCUUUCUCUGUGUUGUCCCGAUGUUCUACUCCAAGCCUUCUUCAACUUUUCCCCACUAGCCACCCCAUUUCUUGAGAAAAAAAUGUAACACGGAUAAGCACUGCCAGGAAACACCUCAAAAUUCACGAUGUGGUUGAUUUGGAAUUAACUUUUUGGUCCUUAUGCAUCCAGAAACAUGGUAUUGUUGCCAGAGUUUUCACCCCACCUCCACAUUCAGCUGCAGGCCCACAGUUUAAGACACUUGGAUCGAAUCUCUGUUUUUCAGUUCACACUAUGAGCCCGUGUGACUUUUGUUAAGGCCACCAGGCACCUCCUCUAUUAUUCCUCUGUUCUUUAGGGUGCUUUUCACCCUUCACCAUGGCUGCUCUCCUGUAGAUGUUCUCUCCAGGACUCUUUGCUCCUGGCUUCCUUUUCUUGCACUUAUCCCUUCUCAGUAUUAUGCUCCAUCUGCUUCUCCCUCACUUUGAAAGAUUAAGGCUUCUCACCUCUAUUCUGGACCUUUCCUGAGUUCUCUAUUACUGUUGAGUCAAGUAUCAUUUUACACUACCAUUAAGUGAUUUAAGCAUCAUCUUAUGUUAAUUUUAAAUUUCUAAACAUCCAAUUGCUUGUAUAAUAAUCUUCUUUAAGAUGAUUCAUCUCUCAAAUUAUGUAUGUGCAAAUUCUGAUUUGUCAUCCUACCUCCAACCUGUUUCUCCUCUCUUCCCUACUACAGUAAACAGUACCACUGCCCAAACAGUUGCCCAAGACAAGAACGUAGGAGUCCUCCUUGGUUCUUGUCCUGAAUUCUCAGCCAGUGCUUCUUGACCCUGCUGCUUCCUAGGUUCAAUGCUAUCUCUUAAUUCUGAACAGUAUUUCUCUCACACAACUCUUGUGACUGCCAGCCCAACCUAGUCUCUUUCCUUGUACUCCUAAUUUACUACCCACUGUGAUACAUUCUUGAGAAGAGAGGUAAUACUGACUUUACGCAUAAGUUGAGUCAAAUAAACUGUGCAUACUAUAAAGUCUAAACUCCUUACCUCGGUUCACACUGCCCUGGUCUACCUGACUCUUACCUACGUGUUCCUCUCCAUUUCUAAGCCAUCUCAUGCCAAGAUCAUCUAUUCUUGCACCUCAGGGGUUUAGUAGAUACUACUGUGCAUGCCUAAGCUGCUUUCCGUGGCCACCCUUUCCUUCACCACAACUAUAUGCUUUAAAGAACUCCUAAAAUGCGACAUCUUCAGAAAGAUCCAUGCAGAGCACUUGCUUGAAAAUAGUCCUCAGUGUCCUCCUAUUUGCUGUCUUAUUUCAUUGUUUUUUUCUUUGAUUAAUCUAAUCCUUUAUUUCAAGUUGUAACUUCAUGUACGUGAGUGUGUGUAUAUGUGUCUCUUUUCCAUAUCGGAGUGAGUGAAGGAAAAUCCUGUGUCUGGGUGUUCAGAUUCUUCAACACUGUAUUCCAGCUCCUAGCACAAUUCUUGGCAAGUACUAGAUGCACAGUGAACAUCUGAUGAGGGAAUGGAUGAAGAAAUUUUCUAUGUUUUGUGCCAGGAGUUCACUUUUCACUGAUUUGUAAGAGUUCCUUCUAUAUUAAAUCCACUAACUAUUUGUUUCUUCUAUAUGCUGCAAGCCACUUUACCCUUUGUCAUAGAUGUGCCAAUUUAAUUCGUGAUGUCUCUAAUAUACAGAAAGAUUGCAUUUUUAUUUAGAUAAAUCUAUUUUUCUUUCAUGAUUUGUGCCCUUGGUGAUGUGUUUAAAAAUGUUGUCAUAUCAAUGUUCUAUAAAUAGUUGUCUAUGUUUUUAUUAAUUUUAAUUCUUAGCUUAAAAUCUUUACCCAGAAUUAAAUUUAUUUUUGAUAUAGAUGUAAUUAAAGGUCUAAAUAUUUAUUUAGUUGUGGUAUCAUUUAUUGUCAAAAUGUCCUCUCCCACUGUUUUGAGUUCCCUAUUAACCAAAUAUUAAAUUCUUACAUAUGCUUGGAAUAGCUUCUGGAUUUACUGGUUUGGUUUUGGGUAUCCUUUUUUCCUGAAUCCAUGGUUUUAAUGAUUUUUGUUUUAUACUUAAUUGUGUGGGGCUGGAGCGAUAGCACAGUGGGUAGGGCAUUUGCCUUGCACGCAGCCAACCUGGGUCCGAUUCCUCCACCCCUCUCAGAGAGCCCGGCAAGCUAUCAAGAGUAUCUUGCCUGCACGGCAGAGCCUGGCAAGCUACCCAUGGUGUAUUCUGUAUGCCAAAAACAGUAACAACAAGUCUCACAAUGGAGAUGUUACCGGUGCUCACUUGAGCAAAUUGAUGAGCAGUGACAGUGACAGUGACUUAAUUGUGGAUAACAGUGACAGUGACUUAAUUGUGUAAUUUUAAAAAUGGAGUUAAAUUACUCUUCUCAAAAUAUUUUCAGUUAUAUUAAAACAUUUAUUCUUCCAGAUUAACUUUAUAUUUUGAUAUAGUUUCAAAAUAAGUUCUGCCAGGGCCAGAGUGAUAGUAUAGUGGUUAGGGCACCCUUCUUGUAUGCGGAUGACAUGGAUUCUACCCCAGCACCACAUAUGGUCCCCAGAGUGGUCACUGAGUGCAGAGCCAGGAUUAAGCCCUGAGCACCACUGGGUAUGUCCCCCAAGCCAAAAAAAUACAUUAAGUUCUAUUGGCAUUUGCUUAUAAUUACCUUAACAUUAUAAAUUGGGGUGGCGUGGGAGUUUGGGACACACGCUACAUGUUUUAGUGCUAUUCUCAGAUUUGUGUUCAGAAGUGACUCCUAGUGAUGCUCAGGGAACAUAUGUGGUACCAGAGAUCAAUCUGGGGCCUGCCACAUACAGGGCAAGUGUUUCAGUCCCUAUACUAUCUCUUUGGCCCCUAGAUUACUUUGGGAGAACUGCUAUCUUUAUAAUAUUGUUUCCCUUUCAGAAAUUUGUUGCAUACAUGUUGAAGACUUCCUGUAUGUUACUUAGUAAUUUUGUAGAUUCUACAUAAUCUUUUGUUUGUUUGGGGGCCAUACCCAGUGGUGCUCAGGGACUACUCCUGGAUGUGCUUGGGGAUCACUCCCAGUGGUGGUUGGGGGACCAUGAAGUUCCAGGGACCAAUCCUGGACCUUCAACAGGCAAGACGUCCAAUCAGUCCUUUGAGAUACCUCUCUAACCCUGCUCCUGCAUAAUUUUUAUUAAUUAUAUUAUUGGACAGUUCUUUGUGGAGUUAUUUGAUUAUUAUGUUUUAUAACUGGUUGCUUCUUGUGGGAUCGGAAUUUUUAAAUUUGGUAAUAUUUCUGAAAUCUUUCAUUAAUACUAGUUUAUUUUCUUCUAAAAGUAGACAGUCUUUUUUUUGUAAUUCAAAAUUUUUUUCUCUUUUAUUACAAUUUUUAUACCCCUUAUGUUAAAUAAGUACUGGUAUUAAUUUUGUCUUUAUUUCUUACAUUUUAGGAAUGCCAUUAAUAUUUCACCAGAUAUUACUGUUAGUCAUUCAUUCAACUGAAAUAAAUGUUGUCAAGUUAAGGAAACAGUUUUCUGGUUCAAUAUAGUGAACAUUUUAUUGGAAAUUAUUGCUGAAUUACAGAUAUGUUAAACCAAGUGGAGAUAAUCAUAAAGAUUUACUCCCAUAAACUAUUAUUACAAUAAAUUAUGUGAAUAGAUAUCCCAAUAUUGGGUUAUUUUUGUAUCAAAGUCCUCCUAUUUCAUCAUGGUGUGUUUUUUCUCUUUCAGUAUAGUAAUGUUAAAUUCAGCUCCUUAUAUUUAAAAAAAAUUGCAUUUAUAGUCAUUGACAUGAUUAAGAUUUGUUUAUAGAUUGUUUGUUUUGGUUUUGGGCCAGACCCAUCAGUGCUCAGGAUUUACUCCUGGCUCUGCACUCAGGAAUCACUACCAGCAGUGCUCAGGUGACCCUAUGAGAUACCAGGAAUCAAACCCGAGUUGAUUGCAUGCAAGCAAGUGCCCUACCCCUGUACUAUCACUCCAGCUCCUGGUUUAUAGAUUUAUAUUCCUUAAUUCUAAUUCUGUAAUUUUCCCAAAAAUAUUCAAAACAAAAUUUCUCACUAUUGGGCCGGAGCGAUAGCACAGCGGGUAGGGCGUUUGCCUUGCACGCGGCCGACCUGGGUUCGAUCCCCGGCAUCCCAUAUGGUCCCCCAAGCACUGCCAGGAGCAAUUCCUGAGUGCAAAGCCAGGAGUAACCCCUGAGCAUCGCUGGGUGUGACCAAAAAAGCAAAAAAUAAAAUAAAAAAAAAUAAAGUACUCCUUUAAAAAAAAAUUCUCACUAUCUUCGGUAUAGGAAUCUACUUUUUAUGAGUAUGAAGGAACUCUUCUAUUGAGGCAUCAAUUUUUUUUCAGGGUGCAUAAUGAAAGAUAACCUCUGGAAAUUUUAUAGCUUCUAUGGUUUUAUCUCAAACAUGCUAAUAACUAUUUCUUGAGUAUAUAUUUAAAAGAUAAUAUUUUAGGGGGAGUGGAGAAAUAGUACAAUAGGUGGGCACUUGCCCUGCAUGCAACUGGCCCGGGUUCCAAUACCAGUGUACCCCGUAUGUUCCCCUAAGCACCCAAGAGAAAUUCCUUAGUGCAGAGCCAGAAGUCACUCCUGAGAAUCACCUAUUGUGGCCCCCAAACCAAACAAAAAUUGUUAAAAGAAUGCAUUUCCAAAGCCUUUAAGCAAUUAGCGAUAGCAUAGCAGGUAGGGCAUUGGCCUUGCACGCGGCCAACCCGGGUUCGAUUCCUCCAUCCCUCUCGGAGAACCCGGCAAGCUACUGAGAGUAUCCCGCCCGCACAGCAGAGCCUGGCAAGCUAUCCAUGGCAUAUUCAAUAUGCCAAAAACAGUAUACAAGUCUCACAAUGGAGACGUUACUGGUGCCGCCCGAGCAAAUUGAUGAACAAUGGGACAACAGUGCUACAGUGCUACAUACCUUAUAAUUUUAAAAAGUUCUUCAUGUUUGAAGUUUUAUCUCAUUUCCUUUUUCUUUUUUGUUUUGUUUUGAUUUGAUUUUGUUCUUUAGCAAUUGCUAGGCAUUUUAGCAAUGCCUAGGGGUUACUCCUGACUCGGCACUCAGGAAUUAUUCCUGAUGUGCUUGAGGGACCAUAUGGGAUGCCAGGGAUUAAACCCAGGUUCUGCACGUGCAAGCAUUUGUUCUACUUGCUGUACUAUCUCUCUAGCCCCUCAUUUUCAUAAUAUUUUUGGUUUUCUUUUUGAAAAGUUAGAUCUGCUAGUCUCAACGGAACAGUGAUUUUAUAAAUUCUCUUUUUUCCUGUUUUCUGUCGUUAAUGUAAUUUUUAGCGUAACUAAUUUUUUUAAAAAUUCUUUCCUUAAGUUUACUUAGUUUUUUUCCUGAAUGUUUUCUAGUAACAAAUGGAGAGUUAGCAAAUUUAUUUCAAGUGAUUUAUUAUUCAAUAAUAUUUAUUAUUCAAUAAUAUUAUUCAAUAGUGUAUUAUUGAAUAAUAGGACAUGAUACAAAUUUAUCUCUGAGCACAGCUUAGACUGCUGUACCUCAAAUGUAGUUCUGUGACUGUUCCUGAAACAAUCAUGAGUGUAAGUUUUCAUUUUAUUUUCAUCACUCAUACUGUUAACUCAGAUUUUUAAAUAAUACGUUUAUUAAUAUUUAUGUUUGUAUUUUAACAAAGAACUAUUUUUUUCCUGGAAAAUGUGUAACUAUCUGUGGUCUUAUUGGGAGUUGUGUGUGAGCAUAUUUUGGAGUUUCUUGUUCAAGAUUUUACCAAGCGUGUCAACUUAUGGUGUCUCUGCUAAUAACCAGCAUCAGGGAUUUGCUGUUCUAUUAUUAACAAAUUACUGCAAUUCUGAUUUCUGUAGAGUGUUCUUGUUGUUCAUAAAAAGACAGUAAAUAGGUUUUAAGAGAUGUAAAAUAUGCUCUGACAUAUAAAAUGUAAAUGAUAAUCAGACAAUUAGAGAAAUCCAUUAUCAAAUUCUGUGAAAUCAGUAAAACUUUAAAAAUUGUGAAUAUGAAUUUUGCCACAAAAAUUUGGCAGUUGAACACUUUUCCUUUAGACUUGAAAAGAUAGCUUUACAAAUAUUUAUUUUUAUAAAAACAAAUGUCAUUCAUGUUCAUAAAUAAAAGUUCCCUGUAACCCUUA